UUCUGUUGUUGAUUUCCUCUUGUGUUUUAGAUCAUGGUCUUGUUCAUCAUUCAACUUCUAUUAAGCUUCAGGUGAUGGAUUGCUACCGACAUUCUCUGCAAAAUGUCUUGAUGAAAUUUUGAAUUCAUUGUACCUUCAAUGAUUGCAGUUUGUCCAGGCCCUGAGGCAGUAAAGCAGCCCUAAACCAUGAUGCUCCUUCCAUCAUACUUCACAGCAUAUAAAACGGUGUCUGGUGUAAAUGGGCCAUUGGUGAUUCUGGAUGAAGUAAAGUUUCCAAGAUUUGCAGAAAUUGUGCAUCUUACUCUUCCUGAUGGCACUGUCAGAAGUGGACAAGUUUUGGAAGUCAGUGGCAAUAAGGCUGUAGUACAGGUUUUUGAGGGAACAUCAGGUAUCGAUGCAAAGAAAACAGCCUGCGAAUUUACUGGUGACAUACUUCGCACACCUGUGUCUGAAGAUAUGCUUGGCAGAGUAUUCAAUGGAUCAGGUAAACCUAUUGACAGAGGACCUACAGUACUGGCUGAAGAUUAUCUGGAUAUUAUGGGUCAGCCUUUAAAUCCACAAUGUCGUAUAUACCCAGAAGAAAUGAUUCAGACAGGAAUCUCUGCGAUUGAUGGCAUGAACAGCAUUGCUAGAGGACAAAAAAUACCAAUAUUUUCUGCUGCAGGUUUACCCCAUAAUGAGAUUGCUGCCCAGAUCUGCCGUCAAGCCGGUCUAGUUCAGAAAUCCAAAGAUGUUAUGGAUUACAGUUCAGCAAAUUUUGCCAUUGUGUUUGCAGCCAUGGGUGUUAAUAUGGAAACAGCAAGAUUCUUUAAAUCUGACUUUGAAGAAAAUGGAUCAAUGGACAACGUCUGUCUGUUUUUGAAUCUUGCUAAUGACCCAACCAUUGAACGCAUUAUUACCCCCCGUCUUGCACUGACCGCUGCAGAAUACCUUGCUUACCAAUGUGAAAAACAUGUGCUGGUUAUCUUAACAGACAUGAGUUCUUAUGCUGAAGCUCUGAGAGAGGUUUCAGCAGCUCGAGAAGAAGUGCCUGGUCGUCGAGGUUUCCCUGGUUAUAUGUACACAGAUCUGGCCACCAUUUAUGAACGAGCUGGACGUGUUGAGGGUAGAAAUGGGUCCAUCACACAGAUUCCCAUCCUCACUAUGCCAAAUGAUGAUAUUACCCAUCCGAUUCCUGAUUUAACUGGAUACAUCACAGAAGGACAAGUCUAUGUUGACCGGCAGUUACACAAUAGACAGAUCUAUCCUCCUAUUAAUGUAUUACCAUCACUAUCUCGAUUAAUGAAGUCUGCCAUAGGAGAAGGUAUGACACGCAAAGAUCAUCCAGAUGUGUCUAACCAGCUGUAUGCUUGCUAUGCUAUUGGCAAAGAUGUCCAGGCAAUGAAAGCUGUGGUUGGUGAAGAAGCUCUCACCCCUGAUGACCUGUUAUAUUUAGAAUUUCUGCAGAAAUUUGAGAAGAACUUUAUUGCACAAGGUGCUUAUGAGAACAGGACCGUAUUUGAAACAUUGGAUAUUGGGUGGCAGUUGCUCCGAAUUUUCCCCAAGGAAAUGUUGAAGCGUAUUCCUCAAAACAUACUGACAGAGUUUUAUCCAAGAGAUUCUACCAGACAUCAGUAAAUCUCUAAAUACAAGAGUAAAAUUUUAUUUUCAACUUUAAAGAACAUAUUAAGUAUUGGAGCAUUCUACACCUCACACAAUCCAGUUGUUUACAUAUAUCUACUUGUUUGUAUUGUAAAGAUUUAAAAGAUAAAUGAACAAAGUAUUAUUUUGGAGUCCAAAAAUUACAGAUAUUUAAGAGAAGAAUGUUUAUGUUAGCAUGCUGGUACUUGUAGAAAUUUGUCUGCACACAUUGGAGAUCAAACAACCACUGGAAAAUAUAAAUGAUUUUAUCACUGAAGGAAAAAAACUAAAUUAGGUAUUAAAAGACAAUUUGCAUAGUCAGUUUAAGCCUAACAAAUAUAGACAUUUGCUACAUUUGAAAUGUGGCAAAAUUUGGAUACAUUUUGCUAUCAAGAAAAUGUAAGUCAAAAUUAACAACUAAUAUUUGCAUACCUAAUCACUUAAUUCAAUUCUUUGUGGAAAGUGUUCUGUGACAUGUAAAGCAAUGUUUAAUAAUGUUUCUUUGUAAAUUACAUAUAAAUUAAUGGGACAAAUUGAUCUGUUUUAAUUAAAUGGUGCAAUUGAUUUUUAUGUGCUGGUCUUCAAAUUACUCUUUUUUGAAACAUAAUGGUGAAAAUAGUACAUCGAAAGUCAUUCGAAUCUGUGAUUACUGAUCUUAACAAAAUGAUAUAGGAAUACAUUCCAAAUGAUUGUAAUAAAAAUGAUAAAUAAACAAAAAUAACAGGC
Messenger RNA from Hypanus sabinus (Atlantic stingray), 2346 nucleotides. RefSeq names its product ATPase, H+ transporting, lysosomal, V1 subunit B, member a (gene atp6v1b2a). The record is from RefSeq and is a predicted model, not a curated record. The coding region runs from base 187 to 1617 and encodes 476 amino acids. The transcript is spliced from 14 exons. Gene Ontology annotation, cellular component: proton-transporting V-type ATPase, V1 domain. Gene Ontology annotation, molecular function: ATP binding; proton-transporting ATPase activity, rotational mechanism. Gene Ontology annotation, biological process: ATP metabolic process; proton transmembrane transport. NCBI's taxonomy places the organism in Eukaryota, Metazoa, Chordata, Chondrichthyes, Myliobatiformes, Dasyatidae.